Xyrauchen texanus (razorback sucker) is the source of this 2117-nucleotide messenger RNA. RefSeq names its product sphingolipid delta(4)-desaturase/C4-monooxygenase DES2-like. Gene Ontology annotation, cellular component: membrane. The record is from RefSeq and is a predicted model, not a curated record. The transcript has 3 exons. Lineage: Eukaryota; Metazoa; Chordata; Actinopteri; Cypriniformes; Catostomidae. Gene Ontology annotation, biological process: ceramide biosynthetic process; sphinganine metabolic process. Bases 528 to 1496 code for a protein of 322 amino acids. Gene Ontology annotation, molecular function: sphingolipid delta-4 desaturase activity.
ACUUUAACAUUUUAGUUGACCCUUUCCAAUUCUCUCAUUAGGCCUGUAAUUAUUUCACUGCACACAAAAAUAUGUUUUACCCAGUAAAGACGCUGUUACAAAAUCAUUUGAUUAAAUGCGUCACCUAGUGGUCACGUGAAGUGAAACUGGUGCGACCAGAAUUUCAAAACGGCAAGUGAACUUAUGAGAUUUAUUGUCAUUAUUAUUCAACUUUAAAUAACCACGUUACGCAAAUUGACAAAUCACAUUGCAAAACACUCCACAGGCAACGGGUUUUCCCACUCGUUCCAAAACACUUCAUUGGUGGAAAGAAGCGAAUUGCUUGAGAUGUAGACAUUCGUUCUGCAGCAGCUGUCAGAACUAUUUGAGUCCGUUAGGGUUUCGGUUGAAAUAAGUUAUUGUAUAGAGUAGACUCACUCAGGCACACCUAUUGCUUCUCUUAUCUAAGAGGGCGUGUCCGAAACGAGUCUGGUAAGAGAGGAAUCACCUGAGAUCAUUACACACAACCAGCGGCACAGAGGUGUAAAAUGGGGAAAGCAGGUGGACGCUGGGACUUUGAAUGGGUCUACUCUGAGCAACCGCACACAUGCAGAAGAAAAGAAAUAUUAGCAAAGUAUCCAGAAAUCAAGUCUUUGAUGGGUCAUGACCCCCAACUGAAGUGGGUCGUGUCAGGAAUGGUAAUCACCCAGCUCCUGGCAUGUUACAUGGUCCAUGACCUCUCUUGGAAGUGGGUGUUGUUUUGGGCAUAUGCAUUUGGUGGCUGCAUCAACCACUCUCUGACACUAGCCAUUCAUGACAUUUCACACAAUGUGGCCUUUGGCAAUAAACAGGCUCGCUGGAACCGCUGGUUCGCCAUGUUUGCCAAUCUGCCCAUUGGCUUGCCUUAUUCCUCGUCUUUUAAGAAGUACCACAUUGACCACCAUCGGUAUCUUGGAGGAGAUGGGUUGGAUGUGGAUAUUCCUACUGACCUUGAGGGCUGGUUUUUCUGCACCCCGAUGAGGAAGGUGAUCUGGCUCUUUCUCCAGCCUUUGUUCUAUGCACUCCGUCCUUUGGUUGUGAACCCCAAGCCUGUGACAAGGUUGGAGAUUGCGAAUGCAGCAGUGCAGUUUGUGGUCGACAUUGUUAUCUACUAUUUCUGGGGCCUCAAGCCUAUAGUGUACCUGAUUGCUGGGUCUAUUCUGUGCAUGGGCUUACACCCCAUCUCUGGACACUUCAUCGCAGAGCACUACAUGUUCAUGAAAGGUCAUGAAACCUACUCUUAUUACGGCCCCCUCAACUACAUAACCUUCAAUGUGGGAUACCAUAUGGAGCACCAUGACUUCCCCAGCAUUCCUGGCAGCAAAUUACCUGAGGUGAAGAGAAUUGCUGCAGAGUACUAUGACUUACUCCCUCAACACACUUCCUGGAUGAAAGUGCUGUGGGACUUUGUAUUCGAUGAUAGCAUCGGCCCCUAUGCCAGAAUCAAAAGACAAUACAAACUAGGCAAAAAGGAAUAAAUUGGAGACUACUGAUUUAACCAAACAUAACACAAAGUCUUUUUACAGUACAACAUACAAAGCAACCAUCGAUACAUAAUUGGCUCUUUCAGGCCAUUUAGUUGUUGUAUGGGAACAAACAUUUUCACAAAGUGCUAAUGAAGAGUGAGCCGCACCUGCUAAACCAAUUCAUUCUGUCUCAAGUAGCCAUUUCCUCAAACAGAUCUGUACUUAUGGGAUGUAUUUCAAACAACUUGCAUUUACUGCUCUCAGGGCCAUGUUGACUCAUGAUCAUACAUUUUGUUUGGGUGUAUCACAUUCCAGUUUUAUUCCUUCACAAAAAUGUUUCCAUAUAUUCAUCCCUAUCUAAAACAUGAAAUGUGUUUUAGAUGUUCCCAUGAAAUAUACAUUUUAAACAAAAAGGGAAUCUUGCCAACUACAUCCGUUGGUUGUGUUUUGUGCAUUUAAAUAGAAAAUCGUUAUUAUUAUUAAAAAUCUUUUUUGUUUCAUAUUUACUCAUUUGCACUGUUGGACCAUCUUUGAUAUUACAAAGUUUUAGAAUAUAUCUGUUUCUGUAAUGUAUUUCAAAUUUUCAAUAAAUGUAAAUCUCUUGCAAUUAAUUAAGUACCAAGAUGCCUGAAU